Molecule: messenger RNA, 1081 nt
Organism: Mus caroli (Ryukyu mouse)
Lineage: Eukaryota; Metazoa; Chordata; Mammalia; Rodentia; Muridae
Gene: Tex47
Product: testis expressed 47
Source: RefSeq, a predicted model, not a curated record
GGACAGGGCACUGGCAGUUGGAAGCAUGGCAGAGGUCAAGCCAAGAGGACCUCAGACCUCAAAGACAGAAAUAAAAAUAAGAAUUCACUACCAGUGAGACUUGUAAUCAUCUAAAAAGAAAUAAGAUUCAUCAUGUCUUUCAUGGUCCAUAAUCGGAGGAGCAGCAAAAAGCAAUUUCAAGUGGAUCCUCUGCUUAUGCCCAAGGUACCUCGUACCAAUUACCUGCACCUUCAGGAAGAGAAGCACAGGCUACAGCUAAAGAAAUUCCUCCUUCACAGGAUGUUUCUAGUGGGCUACAUACAAGUCAACACAGAGAAAAAGGACAUUUCUGAAUACUAUGAGCAACUGUUUCAGUCCAUUCUGAAACAUCAUUUAGGCGAAUCAGUGACAGGACUCAUGCUCAUAUACCCAAGCACUUUUCUGCACAUCCUUGAGAGUUCCAAUGGCACACUCUUCCGGAUUCUUCUAGAUUAUGUUGCCCACGAAAAGAGUGAAACAGAAUUUAUGAUCCAAAACAUGAAAAUCAUCGUUGCUUCUCAUAACAUCCCCACGAGGCUGUUCAUGCAGUGGCAUAUCUCUGCAAUCAAAGUCCCCGUUUUGUACCUAGAUGACGACACGCAGUCUCCAUCUAUAGCGGAAGUCACCACAGAAUUCCUCACCAUGACUCACAAACUGGCACUCCAACUUUACAAGACAGUGAAAUUGGGCGCGAAAGGUCCAGGUGACAACUUACACCAACUUGCCCCUGAACUCAUUCUCCCAGAACAAACUAUCAAGUAUUUAUGCAAAGCUGAAGAAUUCAUGGACCCAGCGUCUUUCUUGAGCAUGUAUAACAGACCCAUACACGUUACCCUGGAUUCUGAUAUUGUGUGGCCAGCUCCUUCCCGUUUCUAGGAUGGGGAGAGUUGAUUUGGAGAGGAUGUCUACAACAUUGGGAAGCAUUGAAGAUGGCACCAGAGCAGAAGGGAGAAAGAACACAUGUUCAGCCAGGCAUAGAACAGGAGCCAGGAAGGGGACAAGACCAUAAAUCCCUGAAUUUCUUUGAUUUUAGGCACUAAACACAAUAAAUUUCUUAAGACUG